UUGUUUUCGUUUGUGUAAUUGAAGCUAUUUCUUAAAAUAAAAUACGAAAAACUAUAGAACGGACACUAAAUACUACGUAUUUAACUUUAUUCUAAGUUAUAGUAAAAUAUAAAAUGACUGAAGUUCAACUACAGGAGUUCAAAUUAGAGCCCGAUUCUGAGCUUCGUUUCGAAGUCGAAUCCAAGAACGAGAAAGUUGUUUUGGAGAUAAAAAGCGGUUACGCCGAGCUGUUUGGCACAGAGCUAGUCAAAGGAAAGCCAUAUGAGUUCCAUACGGGUGCCAAAGUUGCCGUGUUCACGUGGCACGGCUGCACGGUGGAGCUGCGAGGCAGGACCGAAGUCAGCUACGUAGCUAAAGAGACUCCCAUGGUGGUCUACCUAAACGUCCAUGCAGCAUUAGAGCAGCAGCGAGUAGCAGCAGAACAGGAGAACACCCGAGGCCCCGUCACCAUGAUUGUGGGGCCCGGAGACGUCGGGAAAUCCACACUCACUAGGAUACUGCUUAACUACGCUGUGAGGAUGGGCCGGAGACCGAUAUAUGUAGACUUGGAUGUAGGACAGGGGCAGAUUAGUGUUCCGGGGACUAUUGGAGCCUUAUUAGUGGAGCGACCAGCAUCAAUAGAAGAAGGUUUCAGUCAGCAGGCACCUCUAGUAUACCACUUUGGCCACAAAUCACCUUCGGAAAACUUGGAGCUGUACAACACCAUUGUAUCGAGGCUCGCUGAGGUCAUUGCUGAGAGAUGUGAGAAUAAUAAAAAAGCAUCAACGUCAGGCGUGAUCAUCAAUACGUGUGGCUGGAUCAAGGGCGCCGGCUACAAGAUGCUAACGCAUGCCGCUCAGGCGUUCGAGGUGGAUGUCAUAUUAGUAUUGGACAACGAGAGAUUGUACAACGAGCUCAAGAGAGACAUGCCAAAGUUUGUCAAAGUCGUGUACUUACCAAAGAGUGGUGGGGUGGUGGAACGAUCGAGCCAGGCUCGCGUCGAGGUCCGCGACUGUCGCAUCCGAGAGUACUUCUACGGCAAACGCACGCCGUACUACCCUCACUCGUUCGACGUCAAGUUCCAGGAUCUCAAGAUAUACAAGGUGGGCGCCCCAUCGUUACCAGACUCCUGCAUGCCGCUCGGCAUGCGCGCCGAAGACGCCCUCACCAAACUGGUCGCAGUGACCGUGACGCCCGCGCUGGCGCACCGCCUGCUGGCCGUGACGUUCGCCGCCGGCCCCGACGACGACGCGCCCUGCUCUAACCUAGCCGGGAUCGUGUGUGUGACCGCGGUGGAUAUGGACCGGCAGAUGCUGACCAUCCUCUCUCCGCAGCCGCGGCCUCUCCCAAACACUGUCCUCCUGCUCUCAGAACUGCAGUACAUGGACAACCAUUAACGCCACAACUGAACCAGGCUAAUAUUACUCUGAACGCUUAGCCAACAUGCCAAUAGAUUCACACAGACCGACCGAUUUGCUCGGCAAAAUGGCGGCCGUCUAACCAUGUUGGCUUAGCAGUCCGACCGGUAUUCGCCAGACUUCCCCUAGUAUUAAGACGUAAGGUGCAUUGAGAUAACUAUUUAUAGCAGAAUAGUUUUUUAGAACCGGGGUGAAUAAAGAUAAAAUCUGUAACGUUUGUCUGAAAAUUUCUGAAAAACUACCCACAUAAUUUGAAUAAUGCAAACUUUAAUAUUAUUUAUAAUCGCAAUGUGGCAAUUUGUGUAUAGAUGUGGUACAAUGUUUUUGGAAACUUACAAAUUUUUCAUGCUAUUUCAGUCAGUUUCAGUACUCUUUAGUGCAAGAAAUACUGAUGUUGACUGAACUAGCAACAUACGAAUGUUUCGGAGAAAAUGCGAUAAAAAAACAUUUCGACCUCAGCAGGCAUCUGCCGCGAUUACAGAGUCGCUGGUUCGAUUCCAGCCUCAGGCACUGGAGGCCUUGGACACUUUCUUUCUUUCAUAUGUGUAAUUUAUUUCGGUUUUAAAAAAACAUCUGUAAAUAGUUAUUAUAUUAUAUAAAUACCAUUGCAAGAUUAUUCCAUAUUCGCCUCUGACAUCUUUGUUCACCUAUAUACAAUAUGAAAUUACCACAAUGCACCUUAUGUGAGAGAAGCGCUCAAAUAGCCUAAAAUAGACAUCCCCUUGUAAUAAAAUUGUCAAAUCGAAUCGGAAACAUUGUGAUGUCCUAGUUCCCAUACUAGCCUAGUUUUAGCUUUGAUAUGAUCUGCGAGGAUCUAAAUCUAAAACCCACAAGACUGUAAAUAAAUUAUAUUUGCUAAGAUGAAAUUAAAUAAAUAGAAAAUUUA
Leguminivora glycinivorella is the source of this 2283-nucleotide messenger RNA. It is a transcript of the gene cbc, whose product is annotated as protein CLP1 homolog. The transcript has 9 exons. The coding region runs from base 114 to 1376 and encodes 420 amino acids. Gene Ontology annotation, cellular component: mRNA cleavage factor complex; nucleus. Gene Ontology annotation, molecular function: polynucleotide 5'-hydroxyl-kinase activity. Gene Ontology annotation, biological process: tRNA splicing, via endonucleolytic cleavage and ligation. The record is from RefSeq and is a predicted model, not a curated record. Lineage: Eukaryota; Metazoa; Arthropoda; Insecta; Lepidoptera; Tortricidae.